CAACCGCUUGAGAGCGAAAGGUGUUCGUCAUGCCUGAGCCCGCGAAGUCCGCCCCGGCCCCGAAGAAGGGCUCCAAGAAGGCCGUGACCAAGGCGCAGAAGAAGGACGGCAAGAAGCGCAAGCGCAGCCGCAAGGAGAGCUACUCGGUGUACGUGUACAAGGUGCUCAAGCAGGUGCACCCCGACACGGGCAUCUCGUCCAAGGCCAUGGGCAUCAUGAACUCGUUCGUGAACGACAUCUUCGAGCGCAUCGCCGGCGAGGCGUCCCGCCUGGCGCACUACAACAAGCGCUCGACCAUCACGUCGCGGGAGAUCCAGACGGCCGUGCGCCUGCUGCUGCCCGGGGAGCUGGCCAAGCACGCCGUGUCCGAGGGCACCAAGGCCGUCACCAAGUACACCAGCUCCAACUAUUAGGUGCAUCACUGUGUCCUUCCUGCAAGGAGUCAAAUUGGACCGUUGUCGAAAGAAGUUAUUUCUGUAUAAGGACAAGACAGUUCAAUGCAUUAUCAUUUGGGCCUGAUUGUGGUUGUUGUAUUUGUCCUUUGUAGUCUAACUGGCGUUGUAUUUUAUCUACGUUUGAAGUUUCUAAAGAUUGAUGGUUUAACACACGUGGUUAUUGGAAACAGUCUUAAGUUAAAUAUUGUAGUCUUGGCCUUUACAUGCUUAGUUCAUUUCCCAUCCUUUGAAAAUUAUUUAGAUGUUGAAUGGCUGUAGUUGUAGACUUCUGUGAAAGUGUAUUUAGAUGAUUGUAUUAAUGAGUAUAAUUUUUAUUUUAAAUUUCUAAGAUUUUGUGGCAGAACAAUAUUUGCUAGGUCAGGCAGGUUUUAUAGGGAAAUCAAAAUAGGUCUGUCUAGUUGAAGGUUGUUGGAGGAAACAUGCACGUGGGGAAGUUUUUUGCAUUUGUAUUUGAGUAAGCGAUUGCAAAACCUGUAGAAAAAGUACAAGUGUGGCCAGUACAAUAUAUAAUUCUUAAGGCAAAUUUGGAACUUGAAUCCAUGCAUUGUUUCAUGCUUUCAUGGGUACCUUACAGGAUACCAGAAACUGUUAAUCCAGUUUUUACUAACUGCAGCUAGUAAGAACUUAUUUCGGUACAAUUCCAGACAGCAGUUAAAAGGAGUUUAAUAGAGAAUGGGUGUGAACAAAAUAAAGCCUGCCCGUUCUGCAAGGCAUCCUACAGUGCUGGAAGGCACAGCUAGAAGCUGGCAGGUAUACAGUAUGGCCUGUCCCUGGCUUGACUACAGAUAGUUGUUGGAUAGAUAAACAGUUUGAUUAUUGUAUGACUGAGACUUAAACCUGAAAUCUUUGUAACUGUUCUCAAGGUGAUUCAAUUAAAAAAAAAAAAGAAAGAAAAAGAAACUGGAGGGACAGAAGGGAACUGUCCCCUUACCCCCACAGUUCUUCUCAACUUGUUAAUCAAAUCAAUAAAUCAGUAGCAAAGAACAGUUUUGGUGGCACAGGGGUGGUGGAAUCCAAAUAUAUUUUAAAGCCAACUGGGCAAAAUGAGAUCUAU
Molecule: messenger RNA, 1509 nt
Organism: Sorex araneus (European shrew)
Lineage: Eukaryota; Metazoa; Chordata; Mammalia; Eulipotyphla; Soricidae
Product: histone H2B type 1-C/E/F/G/I
Exons: 2
Coding region: 30-413 (127 amino acids)
Cellular component (GO): nucleosome
Molecular function (GO): structural constituent of chromatin; DNA binding; protein heterodimerization activity
Source: RefSeq, a predicted model, not a curated record